Molecule: messenger RNA, 1668 nt
Organism: Parnassius apollo (apollo)
Lineage: Eukaryota; Metazoa; Arthropoda; Insecta; Lepidoptera; Papilionidae
Source: the annotation of a GenBank genome assembly
AUGGAAAAAAUGUGCGAUAACCUAAACCUAAAUCAGCACGUCGAUAUUAACAUCUUUGCCUUUGGCUGUGCACCACAUAUACUAAAUUUGCUAUCUAAAGAUUUGUCAGUGCGUGAGGUCAAGGAACAAGUAGUUCAUGUCGUGAAAUAUUUUCGCAAUAACCAUUUUGCGAAUGCUAAAUACAAGAAAGAGCAGGGAAAACAGCUGAUACUUCCCCAAGAUGUACGUUGGAACACAUUUACUGACUGCUUGGAAAGUUAUCUUGCAGCAUGGCCUAAGUUGAUAAAAAUUUGUGAAGAAAACAAAGAGAACAUUGACAGAGUCGUUGCACAAAAACUGAGUAAUAUAAUCAAAAGAUCGGCAGAAGAUAUGUUACAAAUAUCAAAACCGAUAUCAGUUGCACUUGAUAGGCUCCAAGCAAGCUACGCAAUACUCAGUGACACAGUUCAGUGCUUCAUAGAGUUAGAGGCCACAUUUGGUAGUAACGGAGCUUCUGCGGAACAGAUUAAUGCUUUAAAAAUGAGAAAAAAUCAAGCAAUCACUCCAGCACAUUUGUUGGCGUUUCUAAUAGAUCCAACAAAAAAUAACCACAAAUUGACAACUGAAGAACGUGUUUCAGCCAUGGACUUUGCCUUAAAAUAUUAUCAAAAUAUUGGACUGCUACCGUUAAUAAUUAAAUAUGAAGCCAAAUCUGAGUCUUUCACCGAGAUCAUGUUCACCGAAGAGAUUAAAAAAUUAAUAUUAGCAGAAGAUUUUGUAGAUGAUAUGCAAGCUAUGACAACUUCUAUAACGAAUGAACAAUGUUGUAACAAUACUGAAGAUUGUCUUGGUAGUACGCAAUUGGCUAAGAGAAGAUAUUAUACAGAUGAAGAAUUAUUGCGGUAUUUAGAAAAUUCAGAUGAAGAACCAUUUAGUAGUGGAAGUGACGAAGAAUAUCAGCCCAACGAUGAAGAUGAAGACAUCGAGGAAUCCGAGGUAAUUACAGAUUUUAUAGCAAGUCGUAUUAUUGUCGCUGACAACUAUUAUACCAGUUUGCCAUUGGCUGAGUAUCUAAAAGGUCGCAAUACUGAUUUAUGCGGUACUUUACGUAAAAAUAAAAGAAAUUUGCCAGAAGAAGUAGUAAAAGCGAAGCUAAGAAGGGGAGAACAAAUAGCUAGACAAAAGGACAACCUCUAUACUGUACUAAAAUGGCAUGAUAAACGCGAUGUCCUUAUGAUCUCAACCUGCCAUGGAGACGGUAUGUCUAACGUCACUACCAAACGCGGCGACAUUAUGAAACCUGAUGCAAUCAUCGAUUACAAUGAUGCCAAAAAAGGCAUUGACAUUUCAGAUCAACUUGCUUCCUUUCAUUCGCCGUUACGUAAAAGUUUAACGUGGUACAAAAAGAUAGCAAUAGAUUUCCUAUUUCAAGUCGCCAUUAUCAAUGCCAGAUGCAUCUACAACGAGUUGGCAGACGGUCUUAAGUUGACAGUUUUACAAGUCCAAGAACAUCUAGUCCGACAUUUCCUUGGACCUGUAGCAUCAACCACAGAAAGAAAUCAACCUCAAAAAUCUUCCAUCUCCUGUAGCUCUCCAAGAUCUUCAAUAGCUUCUUCAAGUAAUUCUGGACAUUCUCUACAAGAAAUACCUCGAAAGGCACAAUCACCGAAAGGUGCUAUGUCAAAUUGA